Vanrija pseudolonga is the source of this 3390-nucleotide messenger RNA. It is a transcript of the gene MTHFD1, whose product is annotated as C-1-tetrahydrofolate synthase, cytoplasmic. Gene Ontology annotation, molecular function: methylenetetrahydrofolate dehydrogenase (NADP+) activity; formate-tetrahydrofolate ligase activity; ATP binding. Gene Ontology annotation, biological process: tetrahydrofolate interconversion. Lineage: Eukaryota; Fungi; Basidiomycota; Tremellomycetes; Trichosporonales; Trichosporonaceae. Bases 96 to 3248 code for a protein of 1050 amino acids. The record is from RefSeq and is a predicted model, not a curated record. Gene Ontology annotation, cellular component: cytosol. The transcript is spliced from 2 exons.
CAUCCACAAAGUCGCCAACUCCGAUCCGGUCCAGUCCAGUGCCAGCAGCCCAGGCGCCACUAUCUCGAGCACGCGGUCGCAUCCUCUUGUGCAUAAUGUCUCUUGCAGCUUCGAUUGCAUCACGGCAACGCUCAUUGUUGCUUUGCUCGUCAUCUUCAGCCUCGUGCAUGUUGAGAGCUUCCACACGGAUUGCCUCGACUUCAGUAAACCUGGCCCGCGCAGCUGCACGCCCCAUCUCGACUUCGGGUACUCGCGCCUAUCCAGCAGCGGCCUCUCGACCCACCAUCGGCAGCAACGUCAACCCCACUGCCGGAACAACUCCUACUUCAUCUCCUUCCAUCACCCCUCCUCGUCGUAAAAACCAUCCCUUGGGGCCAUACGCCAACAUGGCAAACUACAACGGAAGCGCCAAGCUUAUCGAUGGCACGGCCAUCGCAAAGGACAUCCGCGCGUCGCUGGCGACCAAGAUCAGCGCGCUGCACGCGGCCAACCCGACGUUCAAGGCGCCCAAGCUCGUCAUCUUCCAGCUGGGCUCGAACCCCGCGUCGUCGACCUACAUCCGCAUGAAGAACAAGGCCGCCGAGGAGUCGGGCAUGACGGUUGACCACAUCCAGGUGCCUUCCGACUCCGAGUCGGGCGCUUCGGCCGGCUCGGGCGUCGCGCAGAUCCUCGAGCUCGUCCGCAAGGCCAACGACGACUCGAGCGUCGCUGGCAUCCUCGUCCAGCUGCCCCUCGAGGGCGCCAACACGCAGGAGGAGAAGCAGGUCGUCGACUCGAUCGCCGUCUCCAAGGACGUCGACGGCUUCCACCCCGAGAACAUUGGCCUCCUUUCUAGCCGCGUCUCCGAGCCCCACUUUACGCCCUGCACGCCCGCUGGCAUUGUCCGCCUCAUCGACAGCACGGGCUUCAACCUCAAGGGCGCCAACGUUGUGGUGCUCGGCCGCUCGGACAUUGUCGGUACCCCCGUCGUUGCGCUCCUCCGUAAGCGCGACGCGACCGUCACGCAGUGCCACUCGCGCACUGUCGGCAUCGAGAACAUUAUCAAGGGCGCCGACGUUGUCGUUGCCGCCAUCGGCCAGCCCGAGUUCAUCAAGGGCGAGUGGAUCAAGGAGGGCGCGAUUGUCAUCGACGUCGGCACAAACUACAUCCCCGACGCGACCAAGAAGUCUGGCCAGCGCCUUGUUGGUGACGUCGAGUUUGCCGUCGCCCAGAACCGCGCCUCGUACAUCACCCCCGUGCCCGGAGGUGUCGGCCCCAUGACGGUCGCCAUGCUCAUGAACAACACCUUUGUGGCUGCUGAGCGCGAGUGGAAGCUCCACCGCUCGCGCAAGCUCGUCCCCCUCCCGCUCAAGAUCCAGGAGAACGUCCCCUCGGACAUUGAGAUUGCUGUCGCCCAGACCCCCAAGGCUGUUUACGACAUUGCCCGCGAGAUUGGUGUCCAGGGCGACGAGAUUGAGAGCUACGGCAAGUACAAGGCCAAGAUUGAGCUCUCGGUGCUCGACCGUCUUGCCAACCGCCAGGACGGCAAGUACAUUGUUGUCGCUGGUAUCACGCCUACGCCGCUCGGUGAGGGCAAGUCGACGACGACGAUUGGUCUCGCUCAGGCCCUCGGCGCCCACCUCCACAAGACGGCCAUUGCCUGUGUCCGUCAGCCCUCGCAGGGCCCUACCUUUGGUGUCAAGGGUGGCGCUGCCGGUGGUGGCUACUCGCAGGUCAUCCCCAUGACCGAGUUCAACCUCCACCUCACUGGUGACAUCCACGCUGUCACCGCCGCCAACAACCUGCUCGCUGCCGCCAUUGACGCGCGCAUCUUCCACGAGUCGACCCAGUCGGACAAGGCCCUCUUCUCGCGUCUCACCCCCGCCAAGAAGGGUGUCCGCACCUUUGCCAAGCCCAUGCUCAAGCGCCUCGAGAAGCUCGGCAUCACCAAGACCAACCCCGCCGACCUGACCGAGGAGGAGGCUGCCCGCUUCGCCCGUCUUGACAUUGACACGUCGACCAUCACCUGGAACCGUGUCAUUGACACCAACGACCGCUACCUCCGCAAGAUUACCGUUGGCCAGGCCCCCACCGAGAAGGGCUUCACCCGCGAGACGGCGUUUGACAUCGCCGUCGGCUCCGAGGUCAUGGCCGUGCUUGCGCUCGCUACCGACCUCAAGGACCUCCGCGAGCGCCUUGGCCGCAUGGUCGUCGCGUCGUCCAAGAAGGGCGACCCCAUCACCGCCGAGGACAUUGGAUGUGCUGGUGCGAUGGCUGUGCUCAUGAAGGACGCCAUCAAGCCUACUAUCAUGCAGACGCUCGAGGGUACGCCCGUGUUCGUCCACGCUGGCCCCUUCGCCAACAUUGCCCAUGGCAACUCGUCCAUCAUUGCCGACCGCAUUGCCCUCAAGCUUGCCGGUAUCGAGAAGGGUGACGACGAGGAGCGCAACGGCUAUGUUAUCACCGAGGCCGGCUUCGGCGCCGACAUUGGUAUGGAGAAGUUCUGCAACAUCAAGACUCGUGUCUCGGGCCUCAAGCCCAACGCUGUUGUGCUUGUUGCCACUAUCCGCGCCCUCAAGAUGCACGGUGGCGGACCCUCGGUCACGCCCGGCAAGCCCCUCGACGCCGUCUACUCGCAGGAGAACCUCGAGCUGCUCGAGAAGGGCUGCGCCAACCUCGGCAAGCACAUUGAGAACGCCAAGAAGUUUGGCCUCAAGGUCGUCGUUGCCAUCAACAAGUUUGUGCACGACACGCCCGCCGAGAUGGAGCUUGUGCAGAAGUACGCCCUCCAGGCCGGUGCCGACUACGCCGUGCCCGCCAACCACUGGGCCAAGGGUGGUGAGGGCGCCGUCGAGCUCGCCAAGGCUGUCGUCGAGGCGUGCAAGGAAGAGUCGCAGUUCCGCUUCCUUUACGACCUCGAGCUUCCUCUCGAGGAGAAGAUUGCCAUCAUCGCCCGCGAGAUGUACGGCGCCGACGGCAUCGAGCUCUCCCCCGCCGCCAAGGAGGAAAUUGAGCGCUACACGCGCCAGGGCUACUCUGCCCUGCCCAUCUGCAUGGCCAAGACUGCGCUCUCGCUGUCUGACGACCCCAGCAAGAAGGGCGUGCCCAAGGGCUUCACGCUGCCUAUCCGCAACGUGAGGCUCUCGGCCGGCGCGUCGUUUGUCUACCCGCUUGUCGGCGACAUGUCGACCAUGCCUGGUCUGACUACCCGCCCGGGCUUCUACGACAUUGACCUGGACGCGGAGGGAGAGAUUGUGGGUCUGUUCUAAGCGCGAGCACGACCGGAGCGAGUGGGUGGGGGGAGUGAAGGUGGCGGCGCGGUGUGGCGCCAAAAGCAGUGUGCGAGCAGCACUUCAACAACAUACAUCUUGUACCAUUAAUGCAUGCCUCAACGGCGUAGAGUGAACCGAG